Molecule: messenger RNA, 717 nt
Organism: Meriones unguiculatus (Mongolian gerbil)
Lineage: Eukaryota; Metazoa; Chordata; Mammalia; Rodentia; Muridae
Product: large ribosomal subunit protein eL15-like
Exons: 1
Coding region: 34-648 (204 amino acids)
Biological process (GO): cytoplasmic translation
Cellular component (GO): ribosome; cytosolic large ribosomal subunit
Molecular function (GO): structural constituent of ribosome; RNA binding
Source: RefSeq, a predicted model, not a curated record
AGUCCUCUGGCGGCAGCCAUCAGGUGAGCCAGGAUGGGUGCAUACAAAUACAUCCAGGAGCUAUGGAGGAAGAAGCAGUCGGACGUGAUGCGCUUUCUCCUGAGGGUCCGCUGCUGGCAGUACCGCCAGCUGUCUGCGCUGCACAGGGCUCCCCGCCCUACUCGGCCUGAUAAGGCGCGAAGGCUGGGAUACAAAGCCAAGCAAGGUUAUGUUAUUUACAGGAUUCGUGUCCGCCGUGGUGGCCGCAAACGCCCAGUUCCUAAGGGUGCAACUUAUGGCAAGCCUGUCCACCAUGGUGUUAACCAGCUAAAAUUUGCCCGAAGCCUUCAAUCUGUUGCUGAGGAGAGAGCUGGACGCCACUGUGGGGCUUUGAGAGUCCUGAAUUCUUACUGGGUUGGUGAAGAUUCCACAUACAAAUUUUUUGAGGUUAUCCUCAUUGAUCCAUUCCAUAAAGCUAUCAGAAGAAAUCCUGACACCCAGUGGAUCACCAAACCAGUCCACAAACACAGAGAGAUGCGUGGGCUGACAUCUGCUGGCCGCAAGAGCCGUGGCCUUGGAAAGGGCCACAAGUUCCACCACACUAUUGGUGGCUCUCGCUGUGCAGCCUGGAGAAGGCGCAACACUCUCCAGCUCCACCGUUACCGCUAAUACACGUAAUGUUUGUAAAAUUCAUACCCAAUAAACAAUUUAGGACAGUCAAAAAAAAAAAAAAAAGAA